AUGGAAGUGUGUAUUGAUGAUGACUCUCCCUUGUUUCUUGGUGAGUAUAUUCGAUCAAAUCCGUCGUCUGCAAUAAGUGCACGAUGGGUAUUUGAACUUCCCGAUGAAGAACAAGGAGAUUGUAUAGCAAAAAUGGUUGAAAACGCAGCGUAUCAGGAAACCUGGCUAUCGUAUUUUGAAUAUGCAGCAAAAAAAGAAAUUCCAGUAACUGAGGAUAUAGCGUUAGAAGCCAUUCAUGCAGUUGGUCUUGAUCCUUGUAGUGCGCCUUUAUGGUUAAAAGUGGUUGAACUAUGUUCGAGUGAGGAAAAAAAAAGGGAACUAUUUCAACUGGCGCUACGGGUGCCCUUGUAUCAACAAGGUCUGGUCUAUCAGACAUAUAAAAUGUUUGAGUCAGAAGUGGCCAAGCAAAAUGGACACAACAUGUCUAGCUGUCUGUCACUAUCUGAAGUUAUGCAAUAUUCCAAGAUCUUGGAGACAGAGCCUAGUUGGCCUGAUCGUUUUGUGGAUGUGCAGACCACCAAAAGCGAUCGUAGAGACGCAGUCAUUGCCCAAUGGAAUAGUUUAUUGCAGUUUAUGAUUGAAAAACAUGAAGAGUUUCACCUACCUAAAGAACUUCAGUUGAGGCGGAUUGAGCUUGCAUUUCGUCAACUAUGUAGUCAGUUUUCUCAUGCAGAUGUGUGUUGGUAUGCGUAUGCAUGUUUUAUGGCUGUGGAAUUGAAGGAUGAUAUACAGGCUCGGGAAAUUGUUGAAAAGGGGCUUUGUUGUAUUGGUGACAAUUCUAUUGCUCUUUGCUCCUUAAAGGCGUUAUUGUCCAACUCUGAGCUUGAAUCCGAGAAUACAUUAAAAGACCUGUUGAAGGAGGGAAUACUUGUACAAAGAUUGUAUGCAAAUACAGCUAAUGAAUCCUUGAAAAAUAGAAAAAGGUUUCGAGAUAUUGGUAAAACUGCAGUUGCAAACCGUAUUAGCGAUUGGAUAUUUUAUCAUCAGUGGGCUUCCGCAGAGCAGUGUGUUUUGAAAGAUGUGCAGAUGGCUUCAAAGGUGUAUGAGAGAGGUAUACCUUGCGCUGCAAAAUCUUUGAAAGAUGUUGUAUUGCUGUCAAAUGAGGCGGUUACGCAUCAUCUUUGGCGACGGGAUGAACGCGGAGUUCUUGGAUAUGCAGAGCGCCAAAUUGAGUUGCUCUCCUCUUCGCAGCAUGAGGGAUUGAUACGGGCUAGUUGGAAUCAACUUGUUCGUGCUGAGUCCAUUUUGGGCUUGCCUUCGCUACCAAAAACACUCCGAAGGCGCGCAGAGCAUUGUGUGGAUGUUGCAAGUAAAUCAGUUAUUGAGCGUUACCAUGUAGGUAAUUAUAUCCCUUGUUCUGAUGAGGAUCUUGAUUGGCUUGAAUACAUAAAUGACCUCUUCAAGGCUCGCAAGGAGGAACAAGAACCUGUUUUUGAGGGGGUAACACCGUUGAAGCAUAUGACAAUCGCUACAGAUUUGAUGACUCGUUCUAGUCCUGUUUUACCAGAUACAUAUUUAUGGAAUACGUUUGAGAUGUGCCCCAACCGUGAAAAUUCUUCAGCAGCAGAGGACGCCGAUGAAAUUGUUGGGUCCCGAACACUACGAGGGAGACUUGUGUACAAGCUAAAAAUUGAUGAUAGGACAGAGGCCCGACUAAAGCGCGAGGCGCAGUUUCGCCAAGAAAAGAAAGUUAAAGAUAUGGGUAGCAAGGCACUCAAGGGUCCACAUUCUGCUCUUCAGGCGUUGGUUGAAAGACUAGAAGCCAAAAACUGGAAUUCAACUCAACUAAGGAUGUGCCUUGUUCUUAAUGCUGAGUGGCUUAUGAACACACUCACUCAUGGGGAAUUGGAUCUGCGCAGACGGCGUUCUUAA
Trypanosoma rangeli is the source of this 1872-nucleotide messenger RNA. RefSeq lists its product as uncharacterized. NCBI's taxonomy places the organism in Eukaryota, Euglenozoa, Kinetoplastea, Trypanosomatida, Trypanosomatidae. Gene Ontology annotation, biological process: mRNA 3'-end processing. The coding region runs from base 1 to 1872 and encodes 623 amino acids. The record is from RefSeq and is a predicted model, not a curated record. Gene Ontology annotation, molecular function: mRNA binding; protein binding. Gene Ontology annotation, cellular component: nucleus. The transcript has a single exon.